Messenger RNA from Ornithodoros turicata, 1105 nucleotides. RefSeq names its product N-acetyllactosaminide beta-1,3-N-acetylglucosaminyltransferase 3-like. The transcript has 3 exons. Gene Ontology annotation, molecular function: hexosyltransferase activity. Bases 75 to 1091 code for a protein of 338 amino acids. The record is from RefSeq and is a predicted model, not a curated record. Lineage: Eukaryota; Metazoa; Arthropoda; Arachnida; Ixodida; Argasidae. Gene Ontology annotation, cellular component: Golgi membrane.
GUUCACAAGCGCGUUCGCGUGAUAUCACCGUCAGGUGGAAGCAGGCAGAAAGAACGUUGCCUUUGUAUGGUACCAUGAUGUCCUCCAAGAAAGUAAAGCCUAAGGUCAUCGUCGACGAGGAUUCAAGAAGAUGCGGGCUGCCCUGUGUGUUCAUCCUGUUGUCCAGUGCCGCCAUUGUUUACGGUAUCUACACAACUUCCUUCAGUGAAAUUUGGGAGACACCCAGCAUCCCUGAACUGCGUGACACCGAUGAAACUCCAUUUCCGGUUGAGAAUGUCACCAUUCCAGCAGCACUGAUGGGUCGAAACGUUACGGCGUCUUGCUCAGCUGAUCGAGUUCAUACGUUGUUCUUCUUCCACACGGAUGCUUCGCACAGGAAACGCAGAGACCUGUAUCGGAAAACAUCGCUGCAUGAAAACCUGAAACGGCGCUUCCAUUGGGAGGCCGUGUACUUCGUCGCGCUCCGGAACAACAGCACAUUGCAGCAGCACCUUUUGCAAGAAGGCGGGAAAUACGGCGACAUAGUCCAGCUGCAAUACGAGGAACACUACUUCAAUUUGACCUACAAGUUCGUCCUCGGAAUGCAGUGGGUCUCUAGGCAUUGCUCGCAAGCAAAGCUGAUCGCAAAGCUGGACGACGACGUGUUCUUCUACCCGAAGCAGGCCGUGUCAUUCCUACAAGAGUACGCGCGUUCAGAUGACUCCAUGUAUUGUCUUCCUAUAAAGCGGAAGGUGCUAUCCGAGUUCUACAACCAGUGCAGACCGGGGAAGCGAUCCGGCAAGCACUGUGACGUCGUCUUCACCCUCCAAAUACACGAGAUACACGCGUUUUGCACCGGCAUAUGUAUCUUCUUCCGCAGAAUUAUGAUAGGGCCGCUCUUGAGAGCUGCUUAUUAUGUACCCUAUGUUCCAGCGGAUGACGUGUACGUUACAAAUUACCUUCUCAGUCUAGCAGGCUUCAAGAUGAAGACCCUGCGACCAAACUUGACUUAUGACGCUAGGGGUCUGCCUUCCUUCAUUUCGCUUCUCCAUCCGUAUAACGAAAGCAAGUUUUUGACCUUAUGGAAAGAUGCGUCGCAGAGUAUUAAAUAAACAAUAAACUAGUA